Molecule: messenger RNA, 667 nt
Organism: Cicer arietinum (chickpea)
Lineage: Eukaryota; Viridiplantae; Streptophyta; Magnoliopsida; Fabales; Fabaceae
Product: WPP domain-interacting protein 1-like
Source: RefSeq, a predicted model, not a curated record
AAAUUGGAAUAUGGAUUUGGGAACUGAAUCUGUGGAAGAGAAUGAAUUGAAUAACGAUGGAAAUGAAAAUGGAACCAAGGGUGAACGAGAUUCAGUUUCUGAUGAGAAAUUAGGGUUUCAAUUUGAUGGGAAUUUUGCGUCCAAACCGGAUCACAAUGGAGUUGUUGUUGAAGUGGGUAGUGAGGAAGGUGUUAAUUCCAAAGAAACACCAAAAAAAGGGGCUGGGUUGAAGAAAUGGAAGAGAAUUAAGAGGGAUGUUGUUAGGGAUCACAAUUCGAGUGCUGAUGAUUCGAGUAAAGUGUUGAAGAGAGGGUUGUCUGGCUCUGGCAAUGCUAAUUUGAGUGAAAAUCUGCGCGGUGUUAAGGAAAAAAACGAUGGAUCUUCGAAUGCGUUUGGGAAUGUAGUGUUUUCUGAUGGAUAUGCUAUCCGUGGUUCUAGUUCAGAUUCUAGAUAUGCAGUUGGAUCUGGUUUUGCUGUUGGGACUGAUUCUGAGAAUAGUGAGGAUCGGAGUAGUAAGUCUUCCACAGCAGCUAGUGAGCCGAAGGUGAGGCACGAUAAAAAUCGUGGUAGUAGGAAUACAAGUUCGAAGAAUUUGGUUAACUCGGAAAUCAGUGGAGAUGAGUAUACCAAACAAGAGAUUUGUGAACGUUGACUGGAAAGGAAACGG